CUCACUCCUGAUGCGCGUUCAGUUAGGGGGCGGAGCUUCAGGGCUCCUGUGGAGGUGGUGAGAAAGCGGACAAGUGCGGACAAAAUCCAACUGGCAACUAGACGCCGCGAUUUUCAAUUGGGGACUUUCGCAUGUGAUGGAAUUAAACGAGAAAUCCCGGCCGGAGCAGUUGUGCCGCUGACCACACCGCCAGUGUUUUAUUCCCGACACGGUCUCCUUCUGAAGAAGGCACACCGCAAAGUGGAGCAAAAUGUCAGACAAAAUGUCCAGUUUCCUCCACAUCGGGGACAUCUGCUCCCUGUAUGCGGAGGGAUCCACCAAUGGAUUUAUCAGCACUUUAGGUCUGGUGGACGACCGCUGCGUGGUGCAACCAGAAUCUGGGGACCUAAACAACCCUCCUAAGAAAUUUCGAGACUGUCUGUUCAAGCUGUGUCCAAUGAACAGGUACUCAGCCCAGAAACAGUUCUGGAAAGCAGCAAAACCUGGUGGAAACAGCACCACAGACACUGUACUACUCAACAAAUUGCAUCACGCUGCUGAUUUAGAGAAGAAACAGAAUGAAUCAGAAAACCGGAAGCUGCUGGGAACGGUGAUACAGUAUGGAAAUGUUAUUCAGCUGUUGCAUUUAAAAAGCAAUAAGUACCUUACUGUGAAUAAACGGCUGCCUGCUUUGCUGGAGAAGAACGCCAUGCGUGUGACGCUGGACUCUGCUGGAAAUGAAGGCUCCUGGUUUUACAUCCAGCCCUUUUACAAACUCCGCUCCAUAGGAGACAGUGUUGUGAUUGGGGAUAAAGUGGUUUUGAAUCCCGUAAACGCAGGACAGCCUCUACAUGCCAGCAGCCAUCAGCUGGUGGACAAUCCUGGCUGCAAUGAGGUGAACUCAGUGAACUGCAACACUAGCUGGAAGAUUGUUUUAUUUAUGAAAUGGAGUGACAACAAGGAAAUCAUUCUUAAAGGGGGUGAUGUGGUUCGACUGUUUCAUGCCGAGCAAGAGAAGUUUCUCACUUGCGAUGAACACAGGAAGAAGCAAUAUGUGUUCCUGCGAACCACCGGCCGCCAGUCCGCCACCUCUGCUACCAGCAGCAAAGCACUGUGGGAAGUGGAGGUGGUUCACCAUGACCCGUGUCGCGGUGGCGCUGGUUACUGGAAUAGUCUUUUCAGGUUUAAACACCUGGCCACAGGACACUACCUGGCAGCAGAGGUGAGUGAGGUUAAUCCUGACUAUGAGGAAGAGUCACAGGAAUCACGUUCAUCUGUGGCAGAUUUUUCACCCUUUAACUUCCAGCUGGACUCGGAGCUUGAAGCUCUGCGAGCACGUCUGCGAACACCCAACGAGAAGGUCCUGUACACCCUCGUGUCCGUCCCUGAUGGCAAUGACAUCUCCUCCAUAUUUGAGCUGGAUCCCACCACCCUCAGAGGAGGAGACUCCCUCGUCCCCAGGAGCUCGUAUGUGAGACUGAGGCACUUGUGCACCAAUACAUGGGUCCACAGCACCAACAACCCCAUAGACAAAGAGGAGGAGAAGCCAGUUAUGUUACGGAUUGGCACAUCUCCUAUCAAAGAAGAUAAAGAGGCCUUCGCCAUUGUGCCAGUCCCUCCUGCGGAGGUGAGGGACCUAGACUUAGCCAACGAUGCCAGUAAAGUGUUGGCAUCCAUCGCUGGCAAGCUAGAGAAGGGCACAAUCACCCAGAAUGAAAGAAGGUUUGUCACUAAGCUUCUCGAGGACCUUGUGUUUUUCGUGGUGGACAUUCCCAACAAUGGCCAGGAUGUUUUGGAGAUCAUGGUCAAUAAACCCAACCGUGAACGGCAGAAACUCAUGAGAGAGCAGAAUAUCUUAAAACAGAUUUUUAAGCUGCUUCAGGCCCCAUUCACAGACAGUGGUGAUGGUCCCAUGUUGCGUCUGGAGGAGCUGGGUGACCAGAGACACGCGCCCUUCAGGCACAUCUGCAGACUGUGCUACCGUGUGCUGCGACAUUCACAGCAGGACUACAGGAAGAACCAGGAAUACAUCGCCAAGCAGUUCCGCUUCAUGCAGAAACAGAUUGGCUACGACGUGUUGGCCGAAGAUACAAUAACGGCCCUCCUCCACAACAACCGCAAACUCUUGGAGAAGCACAUCACGGCGGCAGAAAUUGACACGUUUGUUAGCCUUGUGAGGAAAAACCGUGAACCAAGGUUUCUGGACUACCUGUCCGAUCUGUGUGUGUCAAUGAGCAAGUCCAUCCCAGUGACUCAGGAGCUGAUCUGUAACGCGGUGCUGAAUCCUGCCAAUGCUGACAUCCUUAUAGAGACCAAGCUGGUGUUGUCUCGGUUUGAGGUGGAGUCUGGAGAGGGUCCAGUGGAGUCAGAGGAGGAUGAGGAGGAGGUGUGGUUAUUUUGGAAGGACAGUGGUAAGGAGAUCAAGAGUAAGAGUAUCAGAGAGCUGGCACAGGAUGCUAAAGAAGGCCAGCAAGAGGACCAGGAGGUCAUUAGCUACUACAGAUACCAGCUGAACCUGUUUGCACGGAUGUGUUUGGACCGCCAGUACUUGGCCAUAGAGAAGAUAUCAGGCCAGCUGGAUGUAGACCUGAUCCUGCGCUGCAUGUCGGAUGAAGACCUACCCUAUGACCUCCGUGCCUCGUUCUGCCGGCUGAUGCUUCACAUGCAUGUAGACCGUGACCCGCAGGAACAAGUGAUGCCUGUGAAGUACGCCAGGCUGUGGUCCGAGAUCCCGUCCAAGAUCGCCAUCGAUGAUUAUGAUAAUGAUGGAACCAGUAGAGAUGAGAUAAAGGAGCGCUUUGCCCUCACUAUGGACUUUGUGGAGAACUACCUCAGAGAUGUGGUCUGUCAGAAUAUUCCUUUCUCUGAUAAGGAGAAAAACAAACUGACUUUUGAGGUUGUGAACUUGGCAAGAAACCUUAUUUACUUUGGCUUUUACAACUUCAGCGACUUGUUGCGUUUGACUAAGAUCUUGUUGGCCAUUUUGGACUGUGUUCAUGUCAGCACCAUCUAUCCCGUCAACAAAAUGGAAAAAGGAGAUGAGUCCAAAAGUAGCAAUGUAAUGAGAUCCAUCCAUGGUGUUGGGGAGCUGAUGACCCAGGUGGUCCUAAGAGGAGGCGGAUUCUUACCCACAACCCCCACAACACCCCCUGAUGGUGAUGUGGUGAAGACCCAGACAGAACCAGAGAAGGAAGACAUUCUGGUAAUGGACACCAAACUGAAGAUCAUAGAAAUCCUACAGUUUAUACUGAAUGUACGACUGGACUACAGGAUCUCCUGCUUGCUCUGCAUCUUCAAACGUGAGUUUGACGAGAGCAACACGCAAGUGGAUGCAGUGCCAGCUGCGAAUGCAGACGGGCCCAACUGUAUCCCAGCUCUGGACUUUGAGAACAUUGAAGAACAAGCAGAAGGAAUUUUUGGUGGAAGUGAGGAGAACACACCUCUGGAUCUUGAUGACCAUGGUGGAAGAACAUUUUUGAGGGUUCUGCUGCACCUCACUAUGCACGACUAUCCACCGCUUGUGUCUGGAGCCCUACAUUUGCUCUUCAGACACUUCAGCCAGAGACAAGAAGUGCUCAUGGCUUUCAAACAGGUUCAGCUUCUAGUGACCAGUCAGGAUGUUGACAACUACAAGCAGAUCAAAUCAGACCUUGACCAGCUGCGAUCUAAUGUGGAAAAAUCUGAGCUCUGGGUGUACAAGCGACAGGGGGAUGAAGGCAUGGAUGCAGGGGACGGACUCCCAGCAGAGUCUGACCACAAAAAGAAGAGGGACUCUGGUUCGGGCAAAAAAAAGACAGAUGGAAGUGGCAGUGACAAUUACAGAGAUGUGAAGGAGAUCCUGCUGCGUCUCAGCAAACUUUGUGUACAGGAAGGACCAUCAGGGAAGAAGAGUAAGAAACAGCAGCAGAGGUUGUUGAGGAACAUGGGAGCUCAUUCAGUGGUGCUUGAGCUGCUGCAGAUCCCUUAUGAGAAGGGUGAGGACAUUCGAAUGCAAGAAAUUAUGAAACUGGCUCACGAGUUUCUUCAGAACUUCUGUGCAGGCAACCAGCAGAACCAGGCUCUGCUCCACAAACACAUCAACCUGUUCCUCAACCCUGGGAUCCUGGAGGCCAUCACCAUGCAGCACAUCUUCAUGAACAACUUCCAGCUGUGCAGUGAGAUGAACGAGCGCGUCGUGCAGCACUUCGUCCACUGCAUCGAGACCCACGGCAGACACGUGCAGUACCUGAAGUUCCUGCAGACCAUCGUCAAGGCCGAGAACAAAUUUAUCAAAAAAUGCCAGGAUAUCGUAAUGGCUGAGUUGGUGAACUCAGGAGAGGAUGUGCUGGUCUUUUAUAAUGACCGGGCCUCCUUCCAGACUCUGGUCCAGAUGAUGCGUUCGGAGCGUGACCGGAUGGAUGAAAACAGCCCCCUCAUGUACCACAUCCACCUGGUGGAGCUGCUGGCCGUCUGCACGGAGGGCAAAAACGUCUACACCGAGAUCAAGUGCAACUCCUUGUUGCCGUUGGACGAUAUUGUCCGUGUGGUUACACACAAAGACUGCAUCCCUGAGGUCUGCAACAAUACAAGCGACCGCAAACAUGCUGACACGACGUUAGAAAGCUACGUGACAGAAACCGUGAUGAGUAUUGUGACGACAUUUUUCAGCUCCCCUUUCUCCGACCAAAGCACUAGUUUACAGGUGGCACAUCAUAUGUACGCCUCCAUUUUAGGCAAAAUAACUGAGACCCGGCAGCCUGUGUUUGUGCAGCUCCUGCAGGGGGUUUUCAGAGUUUACCACUGUAACUGGCUCGUUCCUGCCCAGAAAGCCUCAGUGGAGAGCUGUAUUAAGGUUCUGUCUGAUGUGGCCAAGAGCAGAGCGAUCGCCAUCCCUGUGGAUUUGGACAGCCAGGUGAACAACCUGUUUGUGAAGUCCAACAAUGUGGUACAGAAAACCAUCCUCAAUUGGAGGAUGUCAGCUCGCAACGCGUCCAGAAGAGACUCAACGCUCACCACUUCCAAAGAUUACAGGAACAUCAUUGAGAGGCUGCAGGACAUCGUGUCUGCUCUGGAGGAUCGUCUGCGGCCGCUGGUUCAAGCUGAGCUCUCUGUGUUGGUGGAUGUACUGCAUCGCCCAGAGCUGCUCUUCCCCGAAAACACAGAUGCUCGACGGAAAUGCGAGAGCGGAGGCUUCAUUUCUAAAUUAAUAAAACACACUAAACAGCUUUUAGAGGAGAACGAGGAGCGUUUGUGUAUAAAAGUUCUGCAGACACUUCGAGAAAUGAUGACGAAGGACCGCGGCUAUGGGGAAAAGCUAAUUGCCUUUGAUGAUGAGCUGGAUGUGGCUGAGCUUGCACCCCCACCAGAACCAGAGGUCCCAGCAGAGGAGUUUGAUCCAAACCAGCCCCAGAAGCAACUGGAGGAUCAGAGAAGGAGUGAAGCUUUGAGGCAAGUCCUGGUGAACCGUUACUAUGGCAACUUCAAGCCGGGAGGCAGGCGAGACAGUUUGACCAAUUUCAGCAACGGGCCGCUCACCCCCGGCGGGCAGUCCAAGACUCCUACAGGAGGUGGUGGAGGUUCAGUGGGCAGUCGAGGGGAGAUUAGCCUGGCAGAAGUGCAGUGUCAUCUGGACAGAGAAGGUGCGUCUGACCUGGUCAUUGACCUCAUCAUGAACGCCACGAGUGACCGAAUCUUCCAGGAAAGCAUCCUGCUGGCCAUCGCUCUGCUGGAGGGAGGGAACCCUGUCAUACAGCGGUCGUUUUUCUGCCGUCUGACAGGCGACAGUAAGUCAGAGAAGUUCUUCAAAGUGUUUUACGAGCGGAUGAAGCUGGCCCAGCAAGAGAUCAAGGCAACUGUGACAGUGAACACCAGCGAUCUGGGCAGCAAGCGCAAAGACGAGGACGCCAGCGACAAGGACAACCAAACACGCAAGAAAGUCAAGGAGGUGGCUGUAGUGACCGAGGAAGUGCGAGAGCAGCUUCUUGAAGCAUCUACGGCCACAAAGAAGGCCUUCACCGCUUACCGAAGGGAGGCGGACGCCGACGAGCAUCAGAAUGUGGCGGAGGUGCAGAGUAGCACAGGCGAGAAGAACCAGGAUGACAACGAGAUGAGCGUCAUCAUAACCAUCAUGCAGCCAAUCCUGCGCCUCCUGCAGCUGCUUUGUGAAAACCACAACCGUGAACUGCAGAACUUCCUUCGCUGUCAGAACAACAAAAACAACUACAACCUGGUGUGUGAGACGCUGCAGUUCCUGGAUUGUAUAUGUGGCAGCACUACAGGAGGUCUGGGGCUGCUGGGGCUUUAUAUUAACGAGAAGAACGUCGCUCUCAUAAACCAGACUGUGGAGAGCCUGACAGAGUACUGCCAGGGGCCUUGCCAUGAAAACCAGAACUGCAUUGCCACACAUGAAUGUAACGGCAUUGACAUCAUCAUCGCGCUCAUCCUCAAUGACAUCAACCCUCUGGGAAAGAAGAGGAUGGACUUGGUCCUGGAGCUCAAGAAUAACGCCUCAAAACUGCUGCUUGCCAUCAUGGAAAGCCGCCACGACAGUGAGAAUGCGGAGAGAAUCCUGUAUAACAUGAGGCCUAAAGAACUGGUGGAGGUGAUCAAAAAGGCCUACAUGCAGGGAGAGAUUGAAGUAGAACACAACGAGGAUGAUGAGAAUGGCGAGGAAGAGCACGCCGCUUCUCCACUAAAUGUGGGUCACAACAUCUACAUCCUGGCCCAUCAGCUCGCCAGACACAACAAGGAACUCCAGGCCAUGCUGAAGCCAGGAGGGACGUACGGGGAGGGAGAUGAAGCUUUGGAGUACUACGCCAAACACACAGCCCAAAUCGAGAUCGUCCGCCUGGAUCGCACAAUGGAGCAGAUCGUUUUUCCCGUCCCCAACAUAUGCGAGUUCCUAACCCAGGAGUCCAAGCUCCGUGUCUAUUACACCACAGAGCGCGAUGAGCAGGGCAGCAAGAUCAACGACUUCUUCUUACGCUCUGAAGACCUCUUCAACGAAAUGAACUGGCAGAAGAAGCUGCGAGGUACUCAAGAGGCCACUGGUAACGCAAACUCCGUGCCUUCUCAGCCCAUCCUGUACUGGUGUUCCCGUAACAUGUCCUUUUGGAGCAGCAUUUCCUUUAAUCUCGCCGUCCUCAUGAACCUGUUGGUAGCAUUCUUCUAUCCACUGGAAGGAGUGCGCGGAGGCACCCUGGAGCCACACCUCUCUGCACUGCUUUGGGCGGCAAUGUUGGUUUCACUGGCCAUAGUUAUAGUGCUACCCCAGCCUCAUGGGAUUCGGGCGCUCAUCGCUUCCACCAUAUUACGCCUCAUAUUUUCGGUCGGCCUGGAGCCCACACUGUUUCUUCUCGGGGCCUUCAAUGUGUGCAAUAAAGUGAUUUUUCUAAUGAGUUUCGUGGGAAAUCGCGGUACGUUCACGAGAGGAUACAAGGCCAUGAUCAUGGAUGUGGAGUUCCUGUAUCAUCUGCUUUACCUCAUUAUAUGCAGCCUUGGAGUCUUUGUUCAUGUCUUCUUCUACAGCUUGCUUCUCUUUGACCUGAUCUACCGAGAGGAGACGCUGUUAAACGUCAUCAAGAGCGUAACCAGGAAUGGCCGCUCGAUCGUUUUGACCGCCGUGCUGGCUCUCAUCCUGGUCUACCUCUUCUCCAUUGUUGGAUACAUCAUCUUCAAGGAUGACUUCAUCCUGACCGUGGACAGGAUAUCCAAUAAAACUCUUGAGCAAUCCGCCAGUAAGAUGGGAGAGUUCCUGGCAGGCGCGGUGUGUCGGAAAGAGGAGAACUGUUCCACGGAGACCAUGAUGGAUGCUGUAGGAGUACAGUCGACCGCUGUCGUGAUUGAGGAUAAGGAGAGGACGUGCGACUCGCUGCUCAUGUGUAUCGUCACUGUCUUGAGCCACGGUCUGAGGAGCGGCGGUGGGGUCGGAGAUGUUUUGCGGAAACCUUCUAAAGAGGAGCCUCUAUUUGCAGCCCGUGUGAUCUACGACCUCCUCUUCUUCUUCAUGGUGAUCAUCAUUGUCCUCAACCUCAUUUUUGGAGUCAUCAUUGACACCUUUGCUGACCUCAGAAGUGAAAAGCAGAAGAAAGAGGAGGUUCUGAAAACGACUUGCUUUAUUUGUGGUUUGGAGAGGGACAAGUUUGACAACAAAACAGUGACGUUUGAGGAGCACAUUAAGGUGGAGCACAACAUGUGGCAUUAUCUCUUCUUCAUCGUGCUGGUGAAAGUGAAAGACUCCACGGAGUUCACAGGGCCAGAGAGCUAUGUGGCCGAAAUGAUCCGGGAACUCAACUUGGACUGGUUUCCACGCAUGCGGGCCAUGUCGCUGGUUAGCAGCGAUGCCGAGGGCGAACAGAACGAGAUCAGGAAUCUUCAGGAGAAACUUGAAUCCACCAUGAAGCUGGUCUCGAACCUGUCAGGCCAACUGACUGAACUGAAAGAGCAGAUGACAGAGCAGAGGAAACAGAAACAGAGGAUCGGGCUACUGGGACACCCCCAACACAUGAACGUGAACCCCCAGCAGCCCGCCUGAACCUCCGUUCCACCGGCCAAGUGUCCUACAGCUGUCUCCUGCAGCCAUCGAUCGCAUCAGCCUUUCCGUGUGCGUGUGUAUGAGCGUGUGCGUGUCAAGACAUCACAGACACAUCAUCACCACAACCUGCUGUGUACACCCAAAAUAAAUGGCUGUAGGCCACCAGGAAAGUAUAAAAGACUUUCACCCCGUUCCUCACAUCCAUUUGAGUGCCAAAUGUUUCUGUGUGUUAAAGAGGAAGUGAAUUUGCAUCACUCUUCCACAGAGUGACAACAAGCUACACUAGAUACUGCACGACUUACGAACAUGUGCUGCAGCCUGUAGAUGCUGCUUGGACACACAUCUUUUUGUAUUGACCCAUAGCAGUCAGUAUUUGAUGUCUUAUUUUUGUAUUUUGUGCAAUAUUAAUACUUUAAUAUGCAACAUCUGUAUAUUAUGUCUUAAAGGGACGGUGCAGUAAUUUAUUUUUCUUUUGUUCUUUUGCUUUGAUUAUAAUGAAAUACAUUAGAGACCAGGUAUUGUAGGAAUACUGUUAGCAAAGUGAAGUUUGACAUCAGAUAUGAUAUGUAUAUGGGGGAAAAAACGCCUUUUUUGUAUUUAAGUUCAUUUAUUUAUAUCAACAUAUAU
Sinocyclocheilus anshuiensis is the source of this 9118-nucleotide messenger RNA. Its product is annotated as inositol 1,4,5-trisphosphate receptor type 1-like. Gene Ontology annotation, biological process: calcium ion transmembrane transport. Gene Ontology annotation, molecular function: inositol 1,4,5-trisphosphate-gated calcium channel activity; inositol 1,4,5 trisphosphate binding. Bases 251 to 8491 code for a protein of 2746 amino acids. Gene Ontology annotation, cellular component: endoplasmic reticulum; membrane. Lineage: Eukaryota; Metazoa; Chordata; Actinopteri; Cypriniformes; Cyprinidae. The transcript is spliced from 63 exons. The record is from RefSeq and is a predicted model, not a curated record.